Messenger RNA from Gopherus flavomarginatus (Mexican gopher tortoise), 2094 nucleotides. Its product is annotated as epiplakin-like. Gene Ontology annotation, biological process: intermediate filament bundle assembly; wound healing. NCBI's taxonomy places the organism in Eukaryota, Metazoa, Chordata, Testudines, Testudinidae. The transcript has 2 exons. Gene Ontology annotation, molecular function: keratin filament binding; structural molecule activity. Bases 1 to 2094 code for a protein of 697 amino acids. The record is from RefSeq and is a predicted model, not a curated record. Gene Ontology annotation, cellular component: cytoplasm; cell junction; cytoskeleton.
AUGGUGAACCCUGAGCAACUAGACAGACAGAUGGAGAGCUGGCAGGCAGCGACUGCCUAUGGAGAAAUGGGUCCGGGAGGGAUUAAUGCCAUCGCUGGAGUCCUUGUUCAGUCCAGCAAAGAGAAGAUGAGCAUCUACCAGGCCAUGAUGAGAGGCGUUCUCACACCGGGGACUGCGCUGGUGCUGCUGGAGGCACAGGCUGCCACAGGGUUCAUCAUCGACCCAGUGAAGAACAAGAAGGUUCCGGUGAGAGACGCACUCGCUGCUGGACUGACAGGUAGAGAUUAUCACGGGAAGCUGCUCUCUGCAGAGAGAGCAGUGACCGGAUACACUGACCCCUACACAGGCAACAAGAUCUCCCUCUUCCAGGCCAUGGACAGAGACCUGAUAGUCAAAGACCACGGCAUCCGCCUGCUGGAGGCCCAGAUCGCCACCGGCGGCAUCAUCGACCCCGUGCACAGUCACCGCCUCCCCGUGGAGGUGGCUUACAAGCGGGGCUACUUCGACCAAGAGUUGAACCGGAUACUUUCUGACCCCCAAAAUCACAGCAGAAGCUGUUUCGACCCCAACACGCACGAGAACCUCACCUACAUGCAGCUCCUCAGCAGAUGCAUCCCAGACCCAGAUACGGGGCUCCUGAUGCUUCAGCUCAUGCACAAAGGCUCCGUGCUCUUCCAGCUAGAUGAAAAAACACGAAUCUCCUUACAGUCUGCCCCUGCCACCGUCAGCGUGGGACUCUUCCAGGGGCAGAACGUGACCGUGUGGGAGCUUCUCUUCUCCAGAUACGUCCCUUACCAAAAAAGGCAGGAGCUUCUGAAGAAGUACAAAGCGGGGACGCUAACCAUUCAGGAAAUGACAACCAUCAUCACCACUCUCAUCACCGAGGCCGAGCAAAAAAGCAGCAGAGAGCCCGGGCACAUGAAAAGUCUGAGCACACAAUGGGCAACGUCACAGAACGCCGAGGCUGCCCGUGCGCAGAGAGAUGAAAAACGGGAGAAGGCCUUGAAGACUACGACAGUCGACGGCCCGGGGGGCGAGUUCGAAGGGCAAAAGGUCUCUGUGUGGGAUCUGCUCUUCUCCAAAUACGUCCCUGAAGAGAAAAGACAAGAGCUACUAAAAAAGUACAAAGCAGGGACACUUGCCAUUCUUGAAAUGAUAACCGUCAUCACCACCAUCAUCACCGAGAUUGAAGGGAAAAGCAGAAAACUCCCCACAACUAGGAAAAACCCCAGCAAAGAGACAAGGACGCCACCUAAGAAAGACAAAGAUGUCCCCUCCUUUGAAGAGCAACAAACGGAAAAAGCCUUAAAGUCCACACUGGUGGAGGUGCCAGCAGGCGAGUUCCAUGGCCGAAAAGUCUCUGUGUGGGAUCUGCUCUUCUCCAAAUACAUCCCCGAAGAGAAGAGGAAGGAGCUUUUGCAGUUGCACAGAGCUGGGAUAUUAACCACGGAGCAAAUGAAAACCAUCGUCACCACCAUUGUAAGCAAAACAGAGGAGAAAAGUCACCGUCCACCAGGACAUGGGGAAAGUCCCAGUGUGGAGACAACAACAUCAGAGGAAGCUGAGACUCCCGACUCACCGUGCGACAAACAUUUGGAAAACAUUUUGCGGUCAGAGACUGUCGAUGUUCCUGUUGGGGAAUUCAAAUGGCAGGAGGUUUCCCUGUGGGAGCUUCUCUUCUCUAGCUAUGUCUCUGAAACCAAAAGACAGGAGCUUCUGAAAAAGUACAGAACAGGGACGCUAACCAUUCAAGAAAUGAUAACCAUCCUCACCUCCAGCAUUACUGAGGCCAAAGGGAAAAGCAGAAAACUCCCCACAACAAAGAAAACCCCUUGCAAAGAGACAAGAACACCAUCUGAGAAAGACAAAGAUGUCCCCUCCUUUGAAGAGCAACAAAUGGAAAAGGCCUUAAAGUCAACCCUGGUGGAGGUGCCAGCAGGCGAGUUCCAUGGCCGAAAAGUCUCUGUGUGGGAUCUGCUCUUCUCCAAAUACAUCCCCGAAGAGAAGAGGAAGGAGCUUUUGCAGCUGCACAGAGCUGGGAUAUUAACCACGGAGCAAAUGAAAACCAUCGUCACCACCAUUCUACAUCUCUGA